AUGCGUAGCGAAAGACUGCGCUCCGUUCCUGACACCAAAACCAACAAGCUCGCUAUCUCUAUUCCCGAUUCGCACCAUACGGUUCAGGCCACAUCCCAAUCCGCAGGUAUCGAACUCCGACGCAGACCAUGGAGUGCGACGGACUCCAGUCAUGGUACAGGUCUACCAAAGCCCACACCCACCACAAAGCAUUUCGACAUCAACCAGGAUACUGAGCCCGCGUCCCUUUACUAUACUCCUGCAACUUGCCCACCGGACGAGUUCGUCCUUGAGAAUGGGUACACACUCCAAACAGCGAGUCCCCACCAGCCCCUAGAGCUGCUAAUUGGCGUAACAUACUACAACGAGAGCAGAUCUUUCCUAGCCAAAUCUCUCCAAGGCGUUCUCGAUAACGUGCGCCACGCUGCAAGGCAUACAUCGAUAGAUGGCUGUGAUGCUGCUGAUGCUGUGUCGCGGAGGACAGUGAUAUGCCUACUCCUGGAUGGCUAUGAGCACUGUGAUUCGGAAGUGCUGGAACUACUCACAUCAAUUGGAAUCUUCCAGGAGGAGCUCAUGCGAUCGCAGGUCGAUGGCGUUGCAACUACAGCACACAUCUUUGAGCGUACAUGUUGGUUGUCAUCCUCGGAAUUGAGCAGCGAUAGGAUAAUCGAAGUUGAGAACGACGAGAUUCGGACCCCCAUGCAGAUCCUUCUAUGCCUGAAAGAAAAGAACGCGAAGAAAAUCAAUUCCCACCGCUGGCUCUUCAACGCAUUCGGCCGAAUCCUCAAUCCGAACGUCUGCAUCCUUCUCGACGCAGGCACGAGACCCCAGCCAUCAGCUCUAACUGGAAUAUGGAAAGCGUUUCAGGACGAUCCCAACCUCGGUGGUGCAUGUGGCGAGCUCUGCGUCGACGUGGGCCCACGGUGGAAGAAUCUACUCAAUCCUCUUGUUGCUGUUCAGAACUUCGAGUACAAGAUGAGCCACAUCAUGGACAAAAGCCUGGAGAGCUGUGUGGGUUACGUCUCUGUGCUGCCAGGAGCAUUCUCUGCAUACCGGUAUGAGGCGCUGCGAGGCGAGCCGCUCCGACGCUAUUUCCAAGGAGAUCACUCCUGUCAAUCAUCGUCGGAGCUUGCACGAUACUCAACCGUCUUCCACAAGAACAUGUUCCUGGCCGAGGACAGGGUUCUGGGCUUCGAGAUUCUGGCAAAGGCAGGCGCCAAAUGGCAUCUAGGCUACGUCUGGGGCUGUCGUGCUGACACGGACGCACCUCCCGACAUUGUGGAGCUCCUUGUCGCGGGCACAGCGUCAGCCCACGCCUCCACGAUCGCCACGAUCAAUAACUACCUUCUCGGAUUUUACGUCUGGUUCUUGGUGUUCCAGAUCAUUCUCGCCCUCGGCUCGCGACCACGAGACCUCCGCUACCUCAACCUGCUCUCAGCUCUCGUCUUCUGCAUGUUCUCAGCCUACAUCCUCUCCCUCUCCAUCUACUCGCUCCAAGCCCUCGCCCAAUCCUAUGCCAACGCACAACCCUACCCAGGCAGCACAGCAUUAUUCUCCAAGUCCAACCUAACCAGCUCCAUCCUCGUGCUAGCAGUCAUAUUCGGUGGCCCAAUAAUCUGCUCCCUCGCCCACCUCUCCGCCUGGCACAUACUCACCUCCUGGCUUCAGUACAUCCUCUUCGCGCCCUGCUUCGUCAAUCUGCUCAUGCUCCAUGCGUUCUGCAACUGGCAUGAUGUCUCCUGGGGCACCAAAGGCAGCGAUGUGGCGCAGCAAGUAACAAUAACUCCAGCACUCGAGCGCGCCUCAGGCCGAAGCUGGACUGUUCCCGGCGAGGAGUUCAAAGAGCGGCCCACACCACUGAGAAGGCUGCUGACGCGGCUUUCGUCCCGACAAUCCUCCCUGAAUGCUGGGUUGCAGGAGCAGUCCGAGGCAUAUCGGAAGCUCAGAACCUACUUGCUGCUGGCUUGGCUCCUUUCAAACUUCGCAAUCGCUGUCUGCAUCGGCUCGUGGGAUAUCGAGGUGCGUACACGAAACGAGAAAUUGCCUUGA
Messenger RNA from Cyphellophora attinorum, 2028 nucleotides. RefSeq names its product Chitin synthase 1. NCBI's taxonomy places the organism in Eukaryota, Fungi, Ascomycota, Eurotiomycetes, Chaetothyriales, Cyphellophoraceae. The coding region runs from base 1 to 2028 and encodes 675 amino acids. Gene Ontology annotation, cellular component: cell septum; cell periphery. The transcript has 2 exons. The record is from RefSeq and is a predicted model, not a curated record. Gene Ontology annotation, molecular function: chitin synthase activity.